Messenger RNA from Tribolium castaneum (red flour beetle), 2322 nucleotides. RefSeq names its product Zinc transporter 49B (gene ZnT49B). Gene Ontology annotation, molecular function: monoatomic cation transmembrane transporter activity. Gene Ontology annotation, cellular component: membrane; endoplasmic reticulum. The coding region runs from base 280 to 2145 and encodes 621 amino acids. The transcript is spliced from 11 exons. The record is from RefSeq and is a predicted model, not a curated record. NCBI's taxonomy places the organism in Eukaryota, Metazoa, Arthropoda, Insecta, Coleoptera, Tenebrionidae. Gene Ontology annotation, biological process: zinc ion transport; intracellular zinc ion homeostasis; transmembrane transport.
UAGAUGUCGCCUAAUUGUUGAACGUCAAGUUGUCAUUGCGUCAAAAAAUUUAUCAAGUUACAAAAAGCCAAAAAAGUGUAAAAAAGACCUGAAGGCGCACGAAAUCUGUGCAAAAGUGUGACAUCUUUAUCUUCCAAUUUAAUAAAAUUGGAGUAAUCUUUGAGUAAUUCUUCAAACAAGGUUAAAUUCGAUCAUUCGGUGAUUUUUUUGGUUAUGUACACCUGUCAAACAUUCCGUUUUUAAAUAUAUAAUUUUUGUCCGCUGUAUAAACUGUUAAAAAUGCUGCCUCGCUGUUACUUAUUCGCGAAAAAUGUGUGUCAGAAAGCUGCCGUUUCUAGCUGUGAGAAGAACUGCUCCAUUACAUUAAAUGUGGCAGUUAGACAACUUUAUUUAUUACACAGAAAUACUCAAAUAAUUCCCUUAAAUUCACACCACACUCGACAGUUUACAUGGACACAAAACUUGCUUAAAAAACGGGAUACAGGUAAACAAACAGCUGACCAGGGAGUAGACACUAACGAAGUAGUAAGUAGUAAAAGUAAAACGACAGAUAAAGAUAAGAAGGAUGAACCACCAACGCCCGUACUUAAAAUAAUAGCUCCAGAAAUCCAGUCUAACACUAACACUAAAUCUAAAGAUAAAGUCGUACUAGAUAAUGUCUUGGAACAAAGCUUAGACAAAAAAGUAGCCAAGCCCGUGAUAUCCGAACCCAUAAAAAAGCUAAAAGAGAAAAUAAUUGGUAUUAGCGAAAACAAAAACGAAGAAGGAAAAACACAAACCAAAAAGCGGAAACGCGUUGAUUUAUCCGCACAAUCGCUCGAGCGCAAUUUCAUAACUCCUGUACGUGCCAUGUCCGACUUUUUGCUGAAACCAUCCGAUUUGGAAUCAUUGCCUAAGACAAAACGGCGUUCCCCUUACGAAAACGAGCCACCGAUUACAGUCUACUGGCGCAAAGACGUAGAAGCUAAAGCUUUAAGUAUCUGGGGAUCAAGGGAAAAUCUCCAGAAAGAACUGAUUAAGCGAGAUAUCGAGAGAAAGAAAUACCAACAAAAUAUUUUUACAAUGAAGAGGCGAUUGCGUGAUUAUAGACGCGAACUGGGUCGCUCGGCUAAUGUGGAGACUGACGGGGGCAUUAUGGGGCGGUCGGGGAAAGUGGUCUUGACAGCAAUUGCCAUCAAUGGGACAAAUUGUCUCUUUAAAUUAUUCGCCUGGUUGUACACAGGGUCACACAGCAUGUUUUCUGAAUGUAUACACUCGUUGGCUGAUACUAUAAAUCAGCUAAUUUUGGCCUACGGCAUCCAUAAAUCUGUCCAGGUUGCCGACUCUUAUCACCCAUAUGGGUACACAAACAUGAAAUACGUGGCGUCCCUCAUUUCCGGGGUUGGGAUUUUUUGCGUAGGGACGGGUUUGUCUUUAUACCACGGUAUUUCAGGUCUAGUCAAUCCUCAACCCAUUGAUGACUUUUUCUGGGCUUAUUUUAUUUUGGGGGGCUCGGUUGUUUCCGAGGGCGCAACUUGGUUAGUUGCCUACAAUUCCAUCCGCAGAGGUGCCCGUAAUAUUAACAUGUCGGUGAAGGAUUACAUUUUGCGCUCGCAGGAUCCAAGCGUCAAUGUUGUUCUUCUGGAAGAUUUUGCGGCUGUUGUUGGUGUGAUCGUGGCAGCUGGGUGCAUGGGUCUGUCCUCUGUGACCAAUAGUUCUAUCCCUGACGCUAUUGGGUCGCUGCUUGUUGGCUGUAUUUUAGGAUCAGUUGCCUCGUUUAUUAUUUACACGAACGUUGCUGCACUUGUUGGACGGUCCAUACCAGAGGAAAGUUUGGAUAAAAUUAACACUGAACUGGAGAGUGAUGUUAUGGUACGGGCGAUCCAUGAUGUUAAAGGUAUCGAUAUGGGCAAUUAUUUGGUGCGGUAUAAAGCCGAGCUGGAUUUUGACGGUCGGGAAUUAACGAGGUCUUAUCUGGACAAGCAAGACCUCAACGAAUUGCUUGAAGAGGCUCGACGUUUGGAAAAUAUUGAUCAAUUUGAGGAGUUUAUGUUGAAACAUGGCGAAAAUAUUGUUGAUAUGAUGGGAGGGGAAAUUGAUAGGAUUGAAAUGAAAUUAAGAAAAAAACAUCCCGAAAUUAGACAUUGUGAUCUAGAAAUUCUUUAAGUAUGCAAAUAAUAAUUGUUAAAUAAAUAUUACACAGAAUUUGUUUUUUUUUGUCAGAAUAAAGCAUAAGCAGUAUUUACAUUUGUGACAAAUGGCGUAACCAUUAUUUUUAUAUUUUAUUUUACUUCCGAAGCUUUGUCAGUCUGCCUCUGUGGUGUUAAUAAAAACUUAAACAAU